ACUUCUAAAAUUAUUAUUAUUAGAGGGGGAAUUAUAGGCCUUACCCUAGUUAUAAUACUUAAGAAGUUCGAGAUUAAAUAUAUUCUUUUAGAAACUUAUAACAAAAUCGCCCCCGCCGGUAGUAAUAGUAUCGGCUUAUUCCCUAAUACUUUUCGGAUAUAUAACUAG
Molecule: messenger RNA, 168 nt
Organism: Colletotrichum lupini
Lineage: Eukaryota; Fungi; Ascomycota; Sordariomycetes; Glomerellales; Glomerellaceae
Exons: 1
Source: RefSeq, a predicted model, not a curated record